This is a messenger RNA of Paramecium pentaurelia, 588 nucleotides long. The record is from the annotation of a GenBank genome assembly. NCBI's taxonomy places the organism in Eukaryota, Ciliophora, Oligohymenophorea, Peniculida, Parameciidae.
AUGAAAUUUGUGCCACUAGCAAUUCAUCUUUAAACAAUUGCAGAAUUAUAUGAAAAAUGUGCUCAACUUUCUUAAUAAUUAUAUGAAUAAAACUCAAAAACUGAUCAAGAUGCAAAAAGUACAAAUGAAAAUACACAACUUUCAGAAAGUAUAGAAAUUGAUGAAAUACAAAAUGUUUCUACUAAAUCAUAAAUUAUUAAAACCAAAGAUAAUAUUAAACAAAAUAUUAAAAAAAUUAAAACUCAAAAUAAUCUAAAAGUUUAAAAUUAAUGUUCAGAUUGCAAUCAAGUUUAUGAAGUUAAAGUAAAAAAGAAAAGUAAAAAACAUAAGCAUAUUAAUAAAAAGAAAACUAAAAAAAGUAGAUAAUUAGUCAAAUAAUUAAGAUAAUAAUAAUAAUAAUAAUAAUAAUAAUAAUAAUAAUAAUAAUAAUCAAAAUAAUUUGAAAUAGAUUUAAAUGAAAGAACAAAUAGUGAAAAUUCUAAAAUAAACAAAAAUGAAAUUAUGAAUACUUCUUUACUUGAAAAUUAAGAUAUAAGAGAUGAUAUUUAAAAUUAAGAUAGUCAAGAUGAAUUUGAAAUUUCAUUAUGA